Messenger RNA from Gracilinanus agilis (Agile Gracile Mouse Opossum), 1352 nucleotides. RefSeq names its product ubiquitin conjugating enzyme E2 L6 (gene UBE2L6). The record is from RefSeq and is a predicted model, not a curated record. NCBI's taxonomy places the organism in Eukaryota, Metazoa, Chordata, Mammalia, Didelphimorphia, Didelphidae. Bases 172 to 636 code for a protein of 154 amino acids. The transcript has 4 exons.
GGGAAUCUGGAUGGGAAGUCGGCUCUUUUGACUCCUGAUCCGGGGCAGGUCCACGAACUCGCCGCGGCUAGGAAGGCAACCCCGCCCCCGAUCUCCAGUCCCACCCCAUACUCUUUCCCUACUUCUCUCUCAGCUGUCUUGCCUGGAGUUUCCCCCGAUUUAUCCCCAGAGAUGACAGCAAGCAUUCGUGCUGCAAAGGAGCUGGAGAUGCUGCAGGACAACCUUCCGUCUUACCUUCAGGACCUGAGCAGUGAAGGCUCCAAUGUGCUCAUAUGGAAUGCCACCCUCCUCCCGGACCAAGAGCCCUACAACCUCAGGGCUUUCAGGUUCAGAAUCACCUUUCCACGGGAUUACCCCUUCAGGCCUCCCCAGCUGAAUUUCCUAACCAACAUAUAUCACCCCCAUGUGACUGAGGAUGGAGAGGUGUGCCUACCCAUCCUCAAUUCCAACUGGACAGCCCACACCAAAAUCCAUCAAGUCCUAGAGGAGCUCAUCUCACUGGUGAACAAUCCUAACAGAGGUCUACCACUCCGGCCAGAGCUUGCUAACCUGUACUUUCAGGACCGCAGACAGUUCAUGGAGAAUGCUAAGGAAUACACUCUCCAGUUUGGGGAAAAUCGAUCUAGCUGCCAGUGAACCUGAUUAUCUCCUCCUGAUAGACCGUGAUAGAAAUGGGAUCCUUCUGGGAGUCUGUUCUGGAAUCUUGUUUUUCACAUUAACCCUAUUUAAGCAUAAAUUGCAAAAUCUAUAUUCCUAAUGGCUUAAUUGUUAUGUAUUAUUAAUCAACUCUACUGGUCUUGUACCGUUGUGCAUUUACGUCAGUUCAGUGCCGUUGUGUGUCCUUAAUCACCUAGUGUGGUCUUGUCCUGUUCCGUACCCUCCUUCUGUUCCCCAUCUAGAUGAGGGCAUUCCAGGACAGUAGUGAGACAUCUCCUGUGCAGACAAAUGAUGGCAGGUGGGACAGUGGAGGGAACAUAAGACAUACACACUGAAGACUCUCACAAUCCAGGGGAAUACCUCAAACCUGCACAUGCCCCUCCUUCCCUUUUUGGUGUUGUUAAGUUCACCUAUGAUGUGUCAGACCCCAAAACACACCUCUGCCUAGACUUGCACCUUCUUUCUUUCCACUCAUUUUCCUGGGGAUUUUCUGCCUGGAAUGCCCCAGAACACCCAGGGGUGGACUAUUUUGGAAAAAAAAGGUGGAAGUCUCCAUGGAAUGGGAGGUGACAAACCCCCCAGACCUUAAACAAAUAUGCAAACCCUGAUCCACAGCUUGGGCCACUCCAUCAGCCUAGGCCAUUUCACCACCCUAAACCUCUUCUUUCAAUAAAGAGUUUCAUACCUCUGGACAG